Messenger RNA from Phytomonas sp. EM1, 1466 nucleotides. The record is from the annotation of a GenBank genome assembly. Lineage: Eukaryota; Euglenozoa; Kinetoplastea; Trypanosomatida; Trypanosomatidae.
AUGUAUUCGCUUACCCCAAAGUUGUCUGAUUGUGUUACCGCAAAGCAGGCAAUGCGCUCUCAUUUCUUGAAGAAGCUUCGGUCAUGGGCUCUUUCUUGCCCAGACGAACGCCAGAAAUAUUCCAUUACUGUAUGUGAUGCCCUGUUCAAUUAUUUACAUGACAAGUACCUUUUUACACCUAAUUCCAAAUAUGAGAGUUCUACUCUCGAAAACAGAGCGAUUGCAGGAGCGUCUGCAAUGCCCCUAGGCUUCGAUGGUUUCCCAGUGAAAAGACGGCAGCUGUAUGUCUGCGCCACUCUUCCAUUGUAUUAUGAAGUAGAUAUCCUACCACUACUAGAUCGACUUUGGUCUUGGCGCGAGGCGAGUGAAAUUGGCGUCAAAUGGGGUGUGGCAUCCAAUUCUUCCAUUGCGCCUACAGAAGUCUUUACUAUGGUGCCAGUGGUCGUGGAUCCCAUUGGUGUGGGGUCGAAGCUGAAGAAAGCCAAGUCACCGGAGGAAUUGUCAACGCAUUACGCAGAGUGGCACCACCCCGUUACCGAUGCGCAUAUUAGACUACGCCGAGGAAUGACUUUAGUGGAGGUGUACGAUGCCAAGGAUUUGAGAGACUCCUUUGAAAUCUGUGGCCCACUGAAAUUGCGUGAGCUAAAAAGCAGUGAAUUCGAGUCCUUUUUCAUGAGACGCAGGGUCGUAAACCAAGGAUGGGGAAGUCACAGUAAUGUAUUCCCAGGCACGACAGGUCCUAACUCACGACAUCCACGGCGAAUUCUACCCUGCGGAGACUGGGAGAGCUUAUUUCCAGAGCACUUGCCACCUCCAGGACUUUUAUGGCCUUGGGGUGGUGGGUAUAAUUAUCAGAAUCUCACCAUGGAUCUCCGAAUGAACCACAACGAUGGUGAUCGUGAGUCCUCCGACUUGCAAAGGACUUAUCUUCUUGAUGGGGGUUCAGAGGUCAGUAACGUGGAUGUUGUCGUGCUGACUCCUGGAGUGUGCUUUCAGUGGCUUGGAGGCCUACGCCUGGGAAAGGGAGGUGGGUUCUACGAUCGCUUCUUAAACUACCUGCGAUCCAUGAGCGAAAAUGGGAGGAUGACACUUCCAUCCACUCCUGAUAAUGCGCCAAUUGAUGGUAGUCGCAGAAUAGAAGUUAAAAAACAUCUGUUAGUAGAGGCUAUUGGUGUUGGCUUUGAUCAGCAAGUGUUGAGUGGUAAAGAGAAUUCCAAAUCCAUGGAGAGCUUGUGGGAGUGUGUAAACGAGGAAGACGCCCAUGUUGACGCGAUCGCUACACCGUCAUCCGGUAUAGAAAAAGUAGACUACAUCGAUUUACAUAGAUUUAACCUGGGGAAAGGGAAGCCAUUACAUUUCCCCCAGAUUUAAACUUGAUGUUCAUGUUAUUUCUCUAAAUGCUACAAUAGAGCAAACUAGCUUUAAACCCUGGGGGUGCGCAGGUGAGUGCAUACCGUUUGUGAGAA